Molecule: messenger RNA, 2043 nt
Organism: Vicia villosa (hairy vetch)
Lineage: Eukaryota; Viridiplantae; Streptophyta; Magnoliopsida; Fabales; Fabaceae
Product: RNA polymerase sigma factor sigE, chloroplastic/mitochondrial-like
Exons: 6
Coding region: 209-1756 (515 amino acids)
Biological process (GO): DNA-templated transcription initiation; regulation of DNA-templated transcription
Molecular function (GO): DNA-binding transcription factor activity
Source: RefSeq, a predicted model, not a curated record
AGUUCUCAACCGUUGAUAUUUCAAACACAAAAAUUGUGGUUACCGUAAUUUUCGAAUUUUAGUUAAAUACUAGAACCUCAAUUUCAUAUUAUACCUUCUCUUUCAUUCUAGAUUCUUCGUCUAGAUUCAUCAAUUCAGUAAUCAAAGGAUCUGGCAUUGAGAAACUGUCAUUUAAAUUUCUUUAUAAAUACCGAUUAGUCAACCUGGUAUGGGAGUUGUGACUGUUUCUAGUUCAGCUGCUCGAACUCCGCUAGGAUUGAGUAAGAAGUUUUCGACUCACCAUCCGGUAUUGAAGAGGCCGUUAACGGUAGCGUUUAAAGGAGAUAAUAAGCAGAAUGACACGGUUUUGGUUGUUACAAAAGAGAAAAUUCCGACGAAAGAUGUAACGGUCAAUACGCACAAGAAAAGGAUAGCGAAAACGAAGAAAUUGCCUAAGAAGGCAAGAGGUGUUUUGAUUGAGGAAACUUUUCAAUCGUCGUUGGAUGUUGACUAUAAUGAAGCUGCUGCUAUACUUGAAAAUAUAUUCAAACUUAGCCCGACGUCUGAUGUGUGUGAUGCAGAUUAUAUAGAUAGUGCGAUCAAAAGAGUUUCUCGAAGGGGUAAGAAGAUUGGUGAUGCAAGUAAAGAGGGGUUAGAGAAUGAUAGGGUGGUUAGAACCCAGAAAACGAAAGCCAAACGGAUGAAUCUUGAUGAGAGGAUUGCAUUAAAAAAGGACAAUGAUAGUGAAGAUGUUACUCCAACUCGGAAAAAAAGAAAUGGCAGGAAUAGAACUGGGAAAUUUGAGGAACUUCGUAGGGAGUUUUCAGUACCAGUUGAUUUGGUGAGUCUGGACUGGAAAAAAAUGAAAAUACCUCCGGUUCUUCCUUCUUCGGAGCAUGCAUUUUUAUUCAAGUUGAUGCAACCAAUGAAGGCACUCCUUCAAGUGAAAGAAGAUUUACAGAAGCAGCUGGAAAGAGAACCUACAGCGGAAGAAAUAGGUGACGCAACAAAUAUGAGCACUACUAAAGUAAAGAAAGCAAUAGAGAUUGGUCGAGCUGCAAGAAACAGGCUGAUAAAGCACAAUCUCCGGCUUGUCUUGUUUGUGAUCAACAAAUAUUUUUCAGAUUUAGCCAAUAGCCAAAGGUUUCAAGAUCUUUGCCAGGCCGGAGUUAAGGGACUUAUGACAGCAAUUGACCGUUUUGAACCAAACCGGAGAUUUCGGCUAUCAACCUAUGGUUUGUUUUGGAUAAGACAUGCUAUCACUCGUUCCAUGACCCUCUCAAGCUUCUCACGUGUGCCCUUUGGACUUGAGUCGGUUAGAGCAAAGAUCCGAAAAGCUAAGAUUGAGUUAACAUAUAAGCUUCAGAAGCCACCAACAGAGGAAGAAAUAAUAGAAAGAGCUCAUAUAUCACCUGAAAGAUACCGCGAUGUAAUGAUGGCAUCAAAACCCUUUCUUUCAUUGCAUGCAAGACAUCCAACAACGCAAGAUGAGUAUAUCGAUAGCAUCGUUGAUGAUGGUGGUGUUGAUGGUGAUAACAGGAGGCAACCUGCUCUACUAAGGCUUGCUCUUGAUGAUGUGCUUGAUUCCCUGAAGCCUAAGGAAAACUUGGUGAUCAGACAAAGAUUUGGACUUGAUGGUAAGGGUGACAGAACUUUGGGAGAAAUCGCCUCAAACUUGAACAUCUCUAGGGAAAUGGUGAGAAAGCAUGAAGUCAAGGCUCUCAUGAAGCUCAAGCAUUCAGCUCGAUUGGAUUAUCUUCGUCGAUAUGUUGUAUAAAUCGGCUAAUUCAUAUGACUCCAUUACUGUAAUCCAUGUGCUUGCGGUAGUCCUACCUUACAUAGUCACAUAAUAGAGUGAUGAUUUGCAUCACCGGUCAUUUAAAUACCGACAUACCGAAGAUCAUAAUUCGUAAGUAAUUUGUACACUAGACUUGAAAUUGCACGAUGUACAUAAUCACCUAUACACGUUACUUGUAAUGCGUCUUCUUUUGAUGAAAAUACAUUCUGCAAUAUACCAUAAGUUGUAAUGGUCAAUUUCUCCUAUAUAUGGUUAAUUUAACACAA